AUGACUUUGAGUUUGAGCCUCCUCGUCGGGGCACUGACCCUGAUCACCGUCUACUUGAUAAACAAGUACAUCUAUUGGAAGAGGCGUGGAAUUCCAAUAGUCAUGGGAUUAAUACCGCCGUUUGGUCACUCGUUACCGGUAAUAAGUAUGAAGUCGAGUGUCUCAGAGUUACAUCGCAAGAUAUACGAAGAUACCAAGAAUGUCAGCAUGGUUGGGCUCUACCAAAUGACGAGCCCCGCGCUUAUGGUUUGCGAACCUCAGUUAGUGAAGGCUGUUUUGCAGACCAGCUUUCCAAAGUUUCACGAGAACGCAUUAAAAAUUAAUCCCGAGGCGGAUCCUUUAUUAUCCCAUCACCCGUUCUUCAAUUCCUGUGAGAAAUGGUCGAUCGGAAGAAAACGUUUAACCUACGCGUUUUCCAACAUGAGAUUGAAAAUCCUUUUCGCGACUGUCAAAGAUGUAUGCAAGAAAUUCGAGGACUUCAUGGAGAGACGAUUGAAGACCAGCGACAAGUACGAAACGGAACUGAAGACAUUUUUCGCGAAAUUCACCGGGGAGGUUGUGUCGACCGCUGGCCUGAACAUUCGAAAAUUUGAAUAA
Molecule: messenger RNA, 597 nt
Organism: Hylaeus anthracinus
Lineage: Eukaryota; Metazoa; Arthropoda; Insecta; Hymenoptera; Colletidae
Product: cytochrome P450 6g1-like
Exons: 1
Coding region: 1-597 (198 amino acids)
Molecular function (GO): oxidoreductase activity, acting on paired donors, with incorporation or reduction of molecular oxygen; monooxygenase activity; iron ion binding
Source: RefSeq, a predicted model, not a curated record